Messenger RNA from Penicillium taxi, 1356 nucleotides. RefSeq lists its product as uncharacterized. Lineage: Eukaryota; Fungi; Ascomycota; Eurotiomycetes; Eurotiales; Aspergillaceae. The record is from RefSeq and is a predicted model, not a curated record. The coding region runs from base 1 to 1356 and encodes 451 amino acids. The transcript has a single exon.
AUGAAGGAACAGGUCGCCACGCCUCUUAGCCCCGGCUUUCACUUCCUUAAGAAUGCCCCUACCAUUGGAUCGGCUACAACCCCGAUGGGAAUCCCUUCAGGACGUGACAAACGCCUCCAGCUUCGCCGAGAUCCUUCCUAUACCCCUUCUAAGUCGCCGAGCUCGUCACGGCGAUCUUCAAUCUCCUCCAGUGACCGCCCCAUGCCGUCUGCCUUUACCUCUAUGCUAAAUGCAACGGCCAUUCCAGUGCCACGUAGAUCUUGGUCUACCUCAAAACAGAGAAGAAAGUUACGAGGAAGCCAAGUGGAUGAGUUCAGUCGGUUAAUCCAGGCACCACUCAAGUCAAAAGAAGACUAUAUGACUGCUGGGGUUAUCAACUCUCCUCUGGAUAUCUUGCUCAGCCCUCUGGAGGAGGACACUGAGAAAUACCAGGCCGCCAGCGAAUCGGGCUCGGAGCCCACCUUCUCCGUGCAGUCACUAUCAAGCGAUUCGAUGUCUUCCUUGGAUCAUGACGUCGGCUCCCCAUCCAGUAUUCCUCAGCCACCGACACCAGGAAGCCAAAAGAGUCCAUCCGAACGACGGCACCUAAGAUACUCUCUUUCUGAGGAUUGUGCUCUCGACCACCCUCUUUUAGAGACGGAUGAUUCUGAUUUCGAUCUCGUCAUCGAGGAUUCAACUCUGGAUGAAGUUCCCACAAAGCAAGCCUCAUCGCGUUCCUUCCCUCGUCUACGAUCAUCAUUCAAGUCCAAUCUUACCGCAUCAUUAAGAGCUAUUAAAUCCGCUGCUCAAUCUGUUUCCACCUUUGCUACACCCUCAGUCCAACCCGAUGAUUUCCUUACUCGGUCUCUCUUCACCAUCACCCCAGAAAUGACUGACGACCGGCGUCCUCUUCCCAUGCAAGAACCUCCUUCACCAGCUCUCAGACGGUAUCUCAACCCAACUUCCAUCUCCCCGGCGGAGAUGUAUGUAUAUCAUGAUCACCCGCACGAUUCGCCUUCAAACCAGGCCUGUGUCUCGAUCCAGAUGCAGACCUACCGCCGCUCCCGUAGUAGAGGCCACCGAAGAAACCAUUUCCAAGUAAUUUCAACCCAGAAUCGCGAUAAAUUCCAUACAUAUGAUCCAGAAAGCCCUCCAAUUUCUCGUCAACGAGAACCCCGUGAGAACAGUGAUUUCCUACGAAUGGUGGUUCUAGAGAUGAACAUGCGACGUCAUGGCAAGCUCCGCGAAGAUGUCCCUACACGCGCCCAUAUCUGGCUCCCUCCUCGCAAGAGCAAUCCUUAUCGCUUGUCACUGGACUUCGAAGACUGCGACGACGACGGUGCUGUCCCAGUACGCUGGGUGGGUGUCUCGGCCUAA